Messenger RNA from Phascolarctos cinereus (koala), 2224 nucleotides. Its product is annotated as C-reactive protein-like. Gene Ontology annotation, biological process: innate immune response. The record is from RefSeq and is a predicted model, not a curated record. Gene Ontology annotation, molecular function: low-density lipoprotein particle binding; complement component C1q complex binding. Lineage: Eukaryota; Metazoa; Chordata; Mammalia; Diprotodontia; Phascolarctidae.
CUGCGCUCCUCCACGGGUAGCCCACGGCUUCUAGGGUAUUAUCGGAGUCGAGCUGGCCCCGCUCUUCAUCCCGGGGAUUGGCUGAUCAUCAGGGAUGGGGCGGAGCAAGACUCUGGAACUCCUUGUUACAAGGGACCGCUUUCCCAGCGGCCUGGCGGACGCAAGUCUAUUGGCUAAUUUGUCAAGAAUGGGCGGGAAUUAUUAGAAAGGCUUACUUGGUGAUUGGUGAAGCUGCUGUAUCAGCUGAGUAGGGUGACAGACGAAGCCAAGGAGUUUACUCGAAAAGUGGAAAAACUCACCAAGAUGCCGGGCUGUGCUGCCUCCUAGCCGCAGCUGUGAGAGUGGAAGAAAAUCAGAUCUCCACCUCAAGACUGCUUGCCCAAUUCACAACACUACUUUGGAUUCCUUGAUGUGGUAGCUCCUAGAUUGAAGGUAUGUUCUUGCCACUAGGGAGCUGUGCUCUUUACUGUUCCUUAUAACCUUUGAUGAGGCCUGAGCAGCCCGGUUUUCCUGCCUAUAUGUCAAAGUUAUGGCCCUGAGACUCUUCCCACCAGGACCCAAUGCUGCUUUCAUUCCUACCUCUUCAACUUGUACCCCCAUCAAGGGUAAAUUUCAACCAUCUCUCUAAUAAAUAACUCACAUCGAUUUCCCAGCUCAGAGGUGAUCCUGCCUCUAUAGCUCUGACUCCUAAACCUCAAAGGUGGUUUUGGAAAAUCAUUUACACAUUUUUGCUGUCGUCCUGAUUGGUGUGUAUAUAAACCCACACCAAGUAGAUCUUUGCAAAGAGAGAGCUCCCUGAGCCACUUGGGGAUCUCAGCCAUAGAUGUUCUCUCCUCCCCACGGCCUGAUUGAACAGAAGUGGAGAAUGAACAUGGAGAAGCUGCCCCUGUGCUUUCUGGUCAUCGUGAGUCUCUCAAAUGCUCUUGCACAGACAGACCUGAGUGGGAAAGCCUUUGUAUUCCCAUUAGAAUCUGAAGAUUCCUAUGUGACUCUGAUACCACUCCUGGAGAAGUCUUUGAAGGCCUUCACCAUGUGCCUGAAAGUCUACACUGAUCUGUCAAGAGCCUGUAGCCUUUUCUCCUAUGCCACUGAGUCAAAUUAUAAUGAGAUCCUCCUGUUUAAGAGAAGGGUUGGGACGUAUGCCUUUCAAGUGGGUGAUAAAGAGGUAGAAUUCAAGGUCCCUGAGACUGUUCCUGCUCCAAUGCACUUCUGUGCCACCUGGGAGUCAGAGUCAGGCAUUGCUGAACUCUGGGUAGAUGGGAAGCCCAUGGUGAGGAAGGCCCUAAAACAAGGAUACUCUGUGGGGGUUAAGUCAAAGAUUAUCCUUGGGCAAGAGCAGGAUUCUUUUGGGGGAGGAUUUCAAAAGACUCAGUCCCUGGUGGGGGACAUUGGAGAUGUGUUCAUGUGGGACUUUGUGUUGUUACCAGGAGAAAUUAAUACUGUGUACCUUGGUGGGACCUUUAGUCCUAAUUUCCUAGACUGGAGGGGGCUGAAAUUUGAGAAAAAGGGCUAUGUGGUCAUUAAGCCUCAGUUGUGGGCGUGAGCCCCUGCUGCUCUCUGAGAUCCCAGGCUUUUCUGAUGACUACUUCUCACCUAAGAAAUUAAACUUCAUUUCCACAUCUUAGACUCUGUUGUUAUUUUUUUCCUGCUUGCAUGGCUGCUUCCUUAUGAUGGAAUCCUAAUAAAGCAGCCCCCUGCCCCGAUAUUCUAAUUUCCUGAGCCCCACUGAAUAGCAGGCAUGCCCUGAUUUGACCACACAAUCUGGCUUCAGCCACAUUACAGGCCCCUAGACUCAGUAUAGCCACUGCCUGUAGCUAGCUUUUGCCCACAGGCUCAGUCUUUUAGCUAGCCACUGUCCCCAGAUCCAAUUCACAUAUGUGAACAGGUAUGUCCUUGUACUCAACCACAAUCACAUCAUCCAUUUAGCCCAAGAGAGAACUACAAUACCUAUCCAUCUUGACCAGAUAGGACCACAGUGGCUUGCCAAUCAGAAAGCAGCAUGACCAAGAUGUUUGACCAUUGAACAAUAGAAGGGAUCCCUUCCCAUUACCCAAUCCCUUAACAAAUCCCUCCUGCCUUCUUAAUAUUCACAGUUUCUGUUGUGUAAUCAGCAUCAUUACAUUAUAAAUUUGCCUGUGUUGUCUUACUAAGUUGCUGGUUCCUCUUGGAACCUAGCCCACCUCUGAGGGGUGUGAAUCCUCAAUAAAUGCCUAUAUUUGAAUUA